Messenger RNA from Seriola aureovittata, 1097 nucleotides. It is a transcript of the gene ptrh2, whose product is annotated as peptidyl-tRNA hydrolase 2. Lineage: Eukaryota; Metazoa; Chordata; Actinopteri; Carangiformes; Carangidae. Gene Ontology annotation, biological process: positive regulation of anoikis; negative regulation of anoikis. Gene Ontology annotation, cellular component: cytosol; mitochondrion. The transcript has 2 exons. Bases 125 to 640 code for a protein of 171 amino acids. The record is from RefSeq and is a predicted model, not a curated record. Gene Ontology annotation, molecular function: peptidyl-tRNA hydrolase activity.
CGGGAGCGUCAUUCAUGCCGCCAGCGCGUCGAGUAGCCCCGCAGGUAUGAGAAACCAGAGCAACAGCAAGUAAAUUAAAUCCUCUGCACCGUGUUGACAGAGCGUGGCUGUGAAAUGUUUAAACAUGGAUUUGCUGUAUGGUCCAUUGAGCUUGGGUGUAGUAGCAGGAGUGGGCUGUGGGCUGUUCCUCGGUUGGCACCUUCGGGGACGCUUCCGUCCAGCAUCCAAAAGCAUCAUGGCGGCGAUGGGGAACGGCAACAGUGAGGCAAGUGUGAUGGGAGAAGGAGGCGAAUUCAAGAUGAUUCUGGUGGUCCGUAAUGACCUGAAGAUGGGCAAAGGAAAGGUUGCUGCCCAAUGCGCACAUGCUGCUGUAUCAGCUUACAAGCAGGUCCAGCGCAGGAACCCAGAGCUUCUCAAACAGUGGGAGUACUGCGGCCAGCCCAAGGUGGUGGUGAAGGCCCCUGAUGAGAACACCCUGAUCGAUCUGUUGGGUCACGCCAAAGAAGUAGGGCUUCCUGUCAGCCUGAUCCAGGAUGCAGGAAGGACUCAAAUUGCACCUGGGUCUCGCACUGUGCUGGGUAUUGGUCCAGGCCCAGCGGAUCUGAUUGAUAGUGUUAGUGGAGAGUUGAAGCUCUACUAGGGUUCCAGCUUGCACCUGUUGGACUUGCAUACAAUUUCUUUGUUGUUAAAACCAUUUUGCAAACUAAACUAACUUGAGCUACCAUGAGUUUAUAUUUUUAUAUAAGAACAACCGACUCAAUUACAUGUCAUCUACUUGAAUUUAUUGUGCAGUUCUGGGGGUUUUAUAGCAGUAAUAACAGUUUAAUGUGUAUUUCUUCUUCUUUUCUGAAAGCUAUGACCUGGCAUAAACACAGUCAUGCUGCUGUCCUCCACGCCAACCAGUCUGAGACACGAUGCUCACAGGAAACGGAUGAUAAACAUGAAUUGUGUCAAAUAUAAACAGCAAAACAGUAAUUGAAUAUUAUUGUUGUUGGUCUCAGAAUCACAGCACUGCAAAAUGAUACCGAGCUAUGAUCCCAAAAUGUGUUCUCUCCAUGAUAAAAAUCACAAUCUACAAAAUAAAUUCUGAAAGUUCA